AGUGAGGGACCGGCGGUGGUGAAUCGGGUCGGUCGGUCACCAAUGUCUGCUACACCCGGUGUUUGAGUUGCGGGAUGGAAGUUUCGCGAACACACGCACUGUCACUGUAACGCUGCGCGUACUUUCUGUCUGUUCUGUUCGCGAAACGAGACGAAGUCUGUGGGGAGAAGUGACCCCGAGCGACGACAUGGCUGAUAAUAUCAUCGUCCGGGUUCAGUCCCCAGAUGGUAUGAGGAAGAUUCCUUCAACCAAGAGGGAGACGGCUGCUGCUUUUCUCAAGAAGGUGGCCAAAGAGUUUGGCUUUAACACCAAUGGAUUCUCUGUUUACCUGAACCGCAACAAAACCGGAGAGAUUCUGUCUCAGAACAAAGCUCUGAGUCUGCUGAAGAUCAAGCACGGUGACAUGCUGUAUCUGUUCCCGUCUGGAGCGUCCACCUCCUCCUCUGGAGAGGUGAUGGACACGGCCCUGCCGCACACCUCCUCCUCGCUACCGUCCGCGUCGUCAUCCUCCUCCCUGAUGUCCCGCUCCUCCUCCGCCCCGCAGGUCCAGGAGGAGGAUGAGAUCGACCAGUAUCUGACCAAACAGGACGGCAAGAUCUACAGGAACAGAGAUCCACAGCUGUGUCGUCAUGGUGCUCUGGGUAAAUGUGUGCACUGUGUUCCAUUAGAGCCUUUUGAUGAAGAUUAUCUGAAUCACCUGGACCCACCGGUCAAGCACAUGUCAUUCCACGCAUACCUUCGCAAACUGACUGGCGGGUCUGAUAAAGGGAAGUUUGCUGCUCUCGAAAACAUCAGCUGUAAAAUCAAGUCCGGCUGUGACGUUCACCCUCCGUGGCCUGAGGGAAUCUGCACCAAGUGUCAGCCCAGCGCCAUCAUCCUCAACAGACAGAAAUACAGACACGUGGACAACAUCAUGUUCGAGAACCACACCAUUGCCAACAGCUUCCUGGACUUCUGGAGGAAGACGGGCAGUCAGAGGGUGGGGCUGCUGUACGGCAAAUACACGGAGCACACGGACAUCCCGCUGGGCAUCAGAGCCGAGGUGGCCGCCAUCUACGAACCUCCACAGACGGCCACUCAGAACAGUCUGGAGCUGCUGGAAGAUCCUAAAGCUGCAGCUGUGGAUGAAAUUGCUGCCAAACUGGGGCUUUGCAAGGUGGGCUGGAUCUUCACAGACCUGCUGUCCGAGGACACGAGGAUAGGCACCGUCCGCUACACGAGGAACAAGGACUCGCACUACCUGAGCGCAGAGGAGUGCAUCAUGGCCGGAUACUUCCAGAACCAACACUCCAACCCCUGCAGACUUUCCCGAGACGGAUUCUUUGGAUCCAAGUUUGUGACAGUGGUGGCUUCAGGAAGUCCAGACAACCAGGUGCACUUUGAAGGAUACCAGGUGUCCAAUCAGUGCAUGGCGCUGGUGCGAGACGAGUGCCUGCUGCCCUGCAAAGACGCCCCCGAGCUGGGCUACGCCAAAGAGUCCAGCCCGGAGCAGUACGUCCCAGAUGUCUUCUACAAGGACAAAGACAAGUUUGGAAAUGACGUCACGUUUCUUGCGCGGCCUCUUCCUGUGGAAUAUCUCAUCAUCGACAUCACCACCACGUUCCCAAAGGAUCCUCAGUACACGUUCCGCUCCACUCAGCACUUCCACAUCGAGAACCGGGACAUUAUUGGAGAGACACAAGACUUCCACAGCUUAGCGACGUACCUGUCCCAGUGCACCUCGUCAUCGUUCCUGGACGUGGUGUCGGACUUCCACUUGCUCCUCUUCCUCGUCACCAACGAAGUCAUGCCUCUGAGAGACAGCAUCGGGCUGCUCCUUGAAGCCGUGAGAACUUCCAAUGAGGACCUAGCUCAGACCUGGAAGAAGUCUGAGCAGUGGGCCACCAUCGAACAGCUGUGCAGUACAGUGGGCGGGCAGCCGUCCAGCUCGGGCUACGCGGCGAUGGGCGGAGACUCGGCUCCGGCGUCUUCCUCGUCCAUGUGGUCGUGUCUUCACUGCACCUUCAUGAACCAGCCUGGCACUGAGCACUGUGAAAUGUGCAGCCUGCCCCGCACUUAAACAACAACAAAGCCCCGCCCUGUUUCCCACAAACCCCGCCCCCCACCUCUCCACAAACCCCACCCACAGCCCUGACAUCACCGCUCCUGGACCAGCUGGCUGCCGCUUCUGGAUUUGCUCUCAUUGGCCUCGUGCUUGUCAAAGCCUCUGGCCCCUCCCACUUGAGCGGUUGCUGUGGCAACAGACAGAAGCAGCUGUUUACAUUUAAGUUCAUCUUCAUUUUUAAUCCCUUGUUCCAGCAGCGGCUCACGUUUCGGAAAGCACUUUGGACCGAGGCCCUUUUCCGUCACUUACCCCGCCCCCUGGGAUAACCCCGCCCCCCCACCACCAUAACAAAAUCCUGAUGUGAUGUCUCAGGAAAGGGCCAGAUGUUCUCUGGCGUCAGGGCCCCGCCCACUCUCACCACGUCUUCUGGAAAGUUUUGCUGUGUUUAGAAACGUUUUAUUUAAUUCUUUUUUUUUUUUGUCCAAUUUUUUUUAAUAAAAAGACAAAAAAAAUCGGAUAGUUGCGAUAACUUAAAAAUUCGGAAUCUUUGGCGUGGAACUCAGCUUUUUCUAGAACCUUCGUACAAUCAUCGGUCAAAUCUCAAGAGUUAUUCCGAGUUUAUCUUCAGUGUAAAAUAACGUAAACAAUUUAAAAACGUGCAGGUUUCCAAAUUCACGUUUCACAACUUUUUUUGUGGUUUGAACUUGAACAUACGCAACAUGUAGCUAAUUUAAAAUCAGCUGUCCCCGAUAAAACGGCCCGGACUUCGCCGUUGCCACAGCUAAUGAUCUGUGCGGUUUUCCUCUCGUCACACGUCGUCGUCUCGUCAUUGUUUUCUCAUUUUUUGAUAAGCUUCACUCAACGUGAGAGCCAAACAAAAAAUACGUAAAAGCUAUAAUCUGUUAACGAAUUUCUCCACACAUCGACAUCUGUGAACCGCGUGGAUUUAGAGGGAAGGCGACAUUUAUACAUCACCACGAUUCGCAAAGCAUGGAAACACUGUAAUUUCGGACCAAGUUCCUCAAAGGUUUACGCUAUUUGUUUUGUUUACACAUUAAUUUUGGUGAAAUGACCCUUUAACAAAUCGCAGUCCGCCGUGAUAGCAUCUGGUUAAAAUAGUUUUUUAUUCACUUCCAUUUCCUCCGCGUUAAAUUUUCGCGAAUUAAACUUUACCAAAUAAUUUGCGUGUCGUUGAACGCGUCCCACGUCCUCCAGAAUUCAUUUCCGUUUUUGUGUGAAUUCACGCUGCCGAUGCAAAUCUGGCGUCUGUGUUUUCUACAUAAAAUUAAAGUGCUACAACAAAUUAACGACUAAUUUCACAAAUUUACAUCCCGUUUUGAUCUAACGCCGCCGAUGUUUGUUGUCGAGUUUAUCUUUAAAAACUCCAUCAUACGUCUGUUUAUGUGAUUUUCUUUUUCUUUUCUUUUUGAAAAAUGGAGUCACUGAAAAUACGUUGACGUAAACCGGCCUCGUUGUUGUCAUGGAAACGAGCCUCUCAGGUUUCCUCUGCGUUAGUACUUAAGAACGACUUUUUCUCGCAAAUUAAAUGAAUCGAUUUCCACGUUAAAAUAAAAAUGGUACAACAAGUUAACGGCACAUUUCACAAAUUUCCAUCACGUUUUGAUUUACGUCACCGAUGUUUGUCAAGGAAAUGAGCGAAGGAGCCUCUCGGUUCGUCAUGAGUCGCGAUCUGCAGGUUUAACGAUAUUUAUGAGACGUUUAAAGUUGAUGAAGUGACAAGAUUUUAGUCGUAGUUUCAUUUUGAAAAAUGUUUGGAUUUCUUUUUUUUUCUUUGAUGGUGUUGUUCUUCUAGCCCCUCCCCCUUCCUGUGUGUGUGAAUCACUUGAGCGGCUCCUCUGACGUCAUGGUAACGACUGAACAGCGCUGACUGUUUCCUGUGUGUUUUUUUUCUUUUGUACUUGUUCUGCUCGUCGCGGCUGAGUUAACGACGGACGCCGUCGUCUGCUCUUCAUCUGGAUUUCAAACAAAAUUAUAGAGAGAAAAAAAAUCAAAAAAAUGAAUAAAAAAUAAACAAAAAAAUG
Messenger RNA from Solea senegalensis (Senegalese sole), 4086 nucleotides. It is a transcript of the gene nploc4, whose product is annotated as NPL4 homolog, ubiquitin recognition factor. Gene Ontology annotation, cellular component: nucleus. NCBI's taxonomy places the organism in Eukaryota, Metazoa, Chordata, Actinopteri, Pleuronectiformes, Soleidae. Gene Ontology annotation, molecular function: ubiquitin binding; ubiquitin protein ligase binding. Bases 188 to 2059 code for a protein of 623 amino acids. Gene Ontology annotation, biological process: ubiquitin-dependent protein catabolic process. The transcript is spliced from 17 exons. The record is from RefSeq and is a predicted model, not a curated record.